Messenger RNA from Arthroderma uncinatum, 2262 nucleotides. RefSeq lists its product as uncharacterized. The record is from RefSeq and is a predicted model, not a curated record. The coding region runs from base 1 to 2262 and encodes 753 amino acids. The transcript is spliced from 3 exons. NCBI's taxonomy places the organism in Eukaryota, Fungi, Ascomycota, Eurotiomycetes, Onygenales, Arthrodermataceae.
AUGGACGGACGUCGUGGUGCCUUCAUUUUCAUCCUCCUCUUCUUCCUCUUCACGGCUCCCAAUCCUCACCCGCCGUCCUCAGUCUCGAUACGCGAUUAUAAACGCCGGCUAGCAGACGAAGAGCGCGCCCUUGUUUCGUUAAAUACCUCCAGUUAUGGCGAUUUAGAUCCGCAGGCCGGCAGAUGGCUUCCUCUUGCCGGCCUGAGAGACACGGAUGGAUACGCAUGGAGCCUGCUCCCAUCAGUCCAGGAGAAGGCAAGGAAACAAUUACAGUUGGCACUCGACGCUUCAGGCACCCUUGCUUCAGAUAAAAUAUCAUCGAGUACGAAUAUCACGAGUCUCUCUCUCCCAGUUUAUCGAAAUGUAUCGGGCAAAGUUCGCGGCGAAUGGGUUCGGUCCGGCGAGACGGAGAAGCUGAGUCGGCCAAAGCUGAAUCUCACUACCAUCGUCACGGAGCAUGAGUAUUUUACUCGAGAUUUUGGCCAUAAUGUUACCGCCCAAACCGGUCGUAUUAUCUUGAACUUACAUGAGGGCCAAGGGCUUUCAUUAGGCGCGGACGGCAGCGAUGACAAGGGGGUCAAGGAGAUCAAGGCAGAUAUGAUUCUGCGGAGUGACAAGUCCCUUGGAGAGAGCUGGCUUAUACCCCUAUAUGGAGUGCAUUUUCCAGCAUCUGGAGGAGUAAUUCUCACAACGGCAAGCGAGAAGUUCGCUGGUCUUGCGUCAAUACCACACUUUGCUCUGUCGAACGACACGUUUGAGCUCUCUCGUGAGUUGCUUAACAAGUCGCUCACGACUGCACUUUGGGAUAGAUACAACCAACCUGCCAGCUUUUUGCCAUGGUCCUCUCUUUCCCAAGGACCAAAUUCAGUUGCGUUUCCCGCGCCCAAUUGCGAAUAUGUCAUGUACCUACAGCAGCAUGCUCUUACCGUUGGCGGGAAGCCCAUCCCGGAUUCGGUUUUAAAGAAUGUUGAACAGGAACUUCGGUUCCCUAUUGGAGCGCCCAUUCCGAAUCCGCCCUCACUGGUGAUGUCUGGUGUCAUAUUUUCUCCAGACUGUGGUUUCGUCCUCGAAACCAAAGGAUCGCCGGAAUACCCUCCGACAGACGAUCUAUAUCUAGUUGGAUUGAAACAAGAAGAAUAUAAUAUUGCUGUUGAUGAAGCAGAUGAAAGAGUCUUCGACACCAUCAACCAGAAGCAGACUGCGUCGUUCCUCGCAUUCUUUGGAGUCAGCUUUCUAGGCAUGAAAUUUCAGAUUGAGAUAUGGUUGGUACAAGCACCGGAACGAAGGGAACAGCAGCAGCAGCAGCAGCAGCAGGCUGCCGCAGCUCGACCAGCUCCUACAACUCUGCCGCUGCCAGUGACGGCACCACGGCCAGCUGACACCGGCGCAACGCCCAUUAUCCUCCCUCCAGACCAGGAUACAAACCCUGGAACAGCGAAUGACACGCCACCAGACCAAAAUGACGAUACAGCCAAUGCGGGUGCAAUGUAUUCGCGCUUCUAUUUUCUCCUGUUCAGUUUACUCUUCUUCUCAUCAUGGGCGCUCUUCUGGCCCAGUCGCCUCCGAACUAUAUACGCUAAUACCCUCUCAUUCAUUUACCUCUCAUUCUGGACGCCACAGAUUUAUCGAAAUGUUAUAAGGAAUUGCCGCAAGGCGCUUAGGUGGGAGUUUGUUGUUGGACAAAGCCUUCUCCGCCUAUUUCCUUUCUUGUAUUUCUACUUCAUACCCCAGAACGUCCUGCUGAUCCGAGCUGAUGGGAUUACAACCCUUUUACUCACAUCUUGGGUUUGGCUCCAAGUUUGGAGCCUCGUGAGCCAGGACAUACUUGGCCCACGCUUUUUUAUCCCUAAGAGCUGGGUACCACCCGCCUACGAUUACCAUCCAGUCUUACGGGACGCAUCUGCCUCUGGUUCCGCUGAUGAUCUAGAGGCAGGAGACACUUUACCAAUUUCGUCACUCCGUGCCGAGCAGGGAGACACCCCCUCAACUUCGAGAGAGGGAGAUAAGGAGACGGACGUUCACCAGAAUAGGAGGAAUUUCAGUUGUGCCAUAUGCAUGCAAGAUAUCAACGUCCCAGUUGUUACUUCCGGAGGCGAUGCCCGCGCUGGAUCUAGCGUGACAUCCGGUGCAACGCAUAUAUUCAGUCGCCGUGCCUAUAUGGUAACCCCUUGCCGGCAUAUCUUCCACUCCCAGUGUCUGGAAACAUGGAUGCGGCUGAGGCUGCAGUGUCCCAUCUGCCGAGAAUCAAUACCACCAAUUUGA